AUGAAGAUUUCAAUAGGACUUUUCCAACUGAACGAUGUGGCGUAUAUAACAUCUUUCCAUACGUCUCUUGCAUCAAUCACUAGGUUACAAUCUGCAGGAAUUUCGUGGAAUCCACAGACAGGAUGCAUUUUUAAUUCAGAAAAAACAAUUUGCUUUACAGAAAGAAUUCUCAACCAAUAUGUUAUUGAGUAUAACAAAUUUGAAUCAGUAAUUACUAAAUCUUCAUUUUCUACAAAGGGUUCAGAUAUAAAAUAUGUAACACCAACAGAUAUUCCAACCUGGCAUGAACGACUUGGACAUCCUUCUAGCAAGAUACUCGAAAAAGUUAUUGAAAAUCAUUCUUUAUCACCGUUUGGAAUUAAAAAAGAACCAGAGAACUGCGAGCCUAGCAAGCUUGGUUAUAACGGGAAAAAGGUAGCGUUCUUGGUCAAGAAUUAUUAUACAAACCUAAUAUUUUUCCACGCACUUUCAAAUUUAUCUAUUCGACAACCUGUAAAUUUUUUUAAUGUUCAGAGAUUUAUAAGAACUCAAGUUUCACUUGAAAUAUGCAUCGUUUAUCGAGAUAAUGAUGUUUCUUUGCGACAAGAAUAUCAAAACUUUAUCCCAGAUCAUGGAAUCUUAGACGAGCUUACUGCGCCUUAUACGCCUGCUCAAAACGGCUCCGCUGAGCGUUCUGGAGGGGUAAUUUCUACAAAAGCGCGCAUGAUGCGUAUUUCUUCGAGUUUACCAGAAUCUCUCUGGCCCGAUAUUUGGAAAAUAACGGUAUUUAUUUAUAAUCGCCAUUUUUAUCAUAAAUCAAGACUUAGAUCCAAUUUCAUUCUACCAUUUUCGAGCCAAAUUGAAUACAAUAUGGAGAUUUGGAUAUCUCUAAUGGUAAAACUAUUUAGCUUGCUUCAGAAUAACCAGAAACAUUGUUGA
This is a messenger RNA of Blumeria graminis f. sp. triticale, 918 nucleotides long. NCBI's taxonomy places the organism in Eukaryota, Fungi, Ascomycota, Leotiomycetes, Helotiales, Erysiphaceae. The record is from the annotation of a GenBank genome assembly.